Messenger RNA from Chlorella variabilis, 2499 nucleotides. RefSeq lists its product as hypothetical. The transcript is spliced from 10 exons. The record is from RefSeq and is a predicted model, not a curated record. NCBI's taxonomy places the organism in Eukaryota, Viridiplantae, Chlorophyta, Trebouxiophyceae, Chlorellales, Chlorellaceae. Bases 1 to 2499 code for a protein of 832 amino acids.
AUGGAGCAAGUCGAGGUGAUGCCAGACACCGCCAAAGAAGGCGCCUGGGCGGUGCGGGUCCACCGAAACGGCGAAAUGCAGGAGCUGGCGUCAGUCAGCAUCGAGCCAGUAGCCCAGACCCUGGUGCCCGCUCCCAUGACUGUGGUGCAGCACAUUGCCGACGUCCUGCUCAUCAAGCUGGCGCUGGAUGCCGGGUCGCCGCCGCUGGCACAGCUGCGCUUGCACCUCCCGCUGGCCGAGUAUGAGGGCAUGCUGGAAGAGAUUCGGUCGGAGAGCUUGGAGGCCAUCAUGGAUGCCAUGGCUGUGGUGGUGGAGGAUGAUGAGGAGGGCGGGCAGGCGGAGGCCGACGGCAACGCGGAGGCGCCCGGCAGCGCCGCCGCGACCGACGGCGGCAGCGCCGUGGCGGGGCUGCGGCCCGCGGCGGGCGGGGAGCUGGAGGUCCUGGCUGGCGAGGGAGCAGGCGAAGGUGGGGCCCCCGUGGCAAUAAAGCAGGAGGCGGCCUCCGAUCAGACGGACGUGGCGCUCCAGCUGGCGCCGGCAGCCAACGAGCAGGCGCAUGCGCCGCCGGCCGCACAGCAGGAGCAGCAACAGGAUCAGGAGCAGCAGCCAAAGCAGGAGCAGCAGCUAAAGCAGGAGCAGCAGCCAAAGCAGGAGCAGCAGCUAAAGCAGGAGCAGCAGGAGCAGGAGCCUCCGCCGCCGCCGCCGCCGCCGCCGCCGCCGCCGCAGCAGCCGUCCCCACGGCAGCAAGAGCAGCACACGGCAGCAACGAGCCGGCGGCGGCAGCCCGCCUCCUCAUCACCCCCAUCCAGCGGCCAGCCGGGCGGGGAGGAGCAGAAGCAGGAGCAGGCGCAGGUGCAGGCGGCGGCGGCGGCGGCGGCGGCGGCGGCGGUGGCGGUGCGUGUGAAUGACAAGAGGGAUGAGCUGUUGGCGCGGCGGUUGCAGCUGGAGCUGGUGCCCUCCUCCCGCAACUGGUCCGGCAUGCCCGCAGCGCGGCGCCAGCAGCAGCAGCCCGAGGGCGGCGAGGCGGCGGUGGAUGGCGGCGGCAGGGGCUCGGAAGGGGCGCCCGCCGGGCAGCAGGCGCACGCGCAGGCGCAGGCGCAGGCGCGGGAGGCGGCGCUGCCCGAGUUUCAGGGCGUGGUGCGGAAGGAGGGGGAGGUUUUGCGCUGGCUGGCCGCCAUCACCGCCCCGUUGGAUGGAGAGGGGGAGCCGGCGGUGGCGGGCAAGCGGUGGAGCGGCACCGUGUGCGACUGCGGCAGCCCGGAGGAGGCGGCGGUGGCUCGGGACCUGGGCCUGAUCUGGCGGGAGCAGCGGCUGGGCUUCCUUCGAGCCGACCUGGCCUGGCAGCCUGAGGAGCACAACUUUGAGAGGGAGGGCUACCUCGCCUGGGUGGACGUGACUCCCACCUUGCCCCGGUGCCGCACCGUGUCGGACCUACGCGUGGUGCUUUCCUCCCUGCGAGACGGCGGCACCCUGGCUGAGCUGGCGGCCAGCCUGGAGCGCAACCCGCUCAGCCUGGCCAUCCCGCCGCCGCCGCCCGAACCACUGACCGAGGCCUCCAGCGGGCGGUACCGCUGGGUGCACAGCGUGCAUGGCCACUCGCCCAGGGCGCCCUGGCGCGCGACACUGGCGCUGCGCCAGGGAGGCAUCAGGUCGGUGGGAAGCUUCCCGACGGUGGCGCAGGCGGCGGCGGCCACUGACAUGGCGGUGAUCUGGCGGGAGGCGCGGCAUGGGCAGCAGGGGGAUGUGGAGCGGCAGCAGUACAACUUUCCGCUGGACGGGUACCGAGGCGUGGAGCUGGUGUGGAGCAGGCUGGUGGCGGCAGACAACGAGCGGGACCUGCGCAUCCUCUUCAGGAAGCUGCGCGACUGCGGCUUCCUGGAGCGCAUCGUGAGGCAGCAGCGCGGGCAGCCGCCGCAGCAGCAGGGAGAGCCUGCCCUCGAGGGGGCGGCGACGGCGCCCUCCGCUGCCGCCGCCGCCGCGGAGCAGCCCCACAAGAAGCGCGGCAGGCCGGCCAGCGGGGCCGCCACGGCGGCCGCGCGCCUGGCGGAGCGCGCAGCCAGCAGCGUGGGCGCCAGCUCGGCUGCGGCUGCGGCGGCAGCGGCGACAGCUGCGGCUGCGCUGCCGGAUGCGCCUGCCGGCAAGCGCAGCAGGGCCUCGGCGCUGCGCUCCGGCUCCCCGGCCGCGCAGGCAGCUGCUGGCAUGCCCGCAGCCAAGCGAGGCAGCCCGGCGUCUGCUGCGCCCGCGGCUGGCGCCAGCCCCGAGUCUCCCGACCUCGUGCCCCUGCUGGCCGCGCUGAGCCAGGCGGCCAGGACGCCAGGCGGGCGGCAGGCAGGCCUGAGCGUGGAGCUUGCGGCGACGUACCUGCCCGCGCUGCAGGCCCGCAGCGUGGGCCAGCAGCGCCAGCAGCUGUCCUGCCUGCAGCUGCUGCUGGGCGAGCGCGAGUAUGGCGGCGUGGCGGCCAUGCUGCGGGCGGCCGUCAAGAUGGCACGCCUGGACUGA